Messenger RNA from Capsella rubella, 447 nucleotides. RefSeq names its product S-protein homolog 5. The record is from RefSeq and is a predicted model, not a curated record. The transcript has a single exon. Bases 1 to 447 code for a protein of 148 amino acids. NCBI's taxonomy places the organism in Eukaryota, Viridiplantae, Streptophyta, Magnoliopsida, Brassicales, Brassicaceae.
AUGGCUUCUUUCACAAACCAAAUUUUUGUGUUUGUCUUAUAUACAUUGGCUCUCAAAAUUUCGGCAUCAUCGGAAACCUAUUCGUCCAAUGGACUCUUCCUAUUCUCAUCUAAACAUGUUGUUAUCAUCAACAAAUUGGUCUCCCAUUCUGUGUUGACUGUGCAUUGUAGAAACAAAGGGGAUGAUUUAGGAGUAAGAAGACUCAACUGGGGAGAGAGUUUUGAUUUCAAAUUUCGUGUCAAUCUCCGUAAAACAACAACGUACACUUGCAGUUUCGAGUGGCCAAACAACACAGCAACGUUUGAUAUUUUCAGAGCAGAUAGAGACGACAAUCCAAAGAGUAAAUUUGGAGUUUGCAGCGAAUGUAUUUGGAGCAUCUAUGAGCUAAAUCCUUGCCGUGAUAGACGCGACGGGGGCCAGCCUCAGUGUUUGCGAUGGGUUUCUUAG